AUGGCACCAUACCUCAAGGACGGAAUCCUCCACCAGCGUCUGGUCCUCGACGAUCCAACCCGAGAACUACGGAUUGACCUAAAUCAAAUGAAAUUCAUCUGCAAACAACUCUACGACGAGACAUCAGCUCUCCCACCAACCCGCUGUCCGGAACUAAUCUUCCCCCUCCGCAAAGACACCCCCGCCUCCGCUUCUAGCAUAUGCGCAGACUACAUCGCCAGUGCCAGACCCGAACAACUCAACAGCAUCCGCCGCAUCCACGUCCACGAGCGCAUCGCAUACAGACAGGUUCCUUUCUCGCCGCACCUCUUCGACCCUUGCAUGAACCAGCUCGUCACAUUCGCCACCGACCACCCUUCCACCUCGCUCCAAACCUUCCUCCAUGCCGUAGACCCAAAGGUCUCCAACGACGUAUCCAAAUUCCCCAUCGCAGGCUUUUCCUACGAGAUAGCCCGCAAACGGGUAGACUCCACCUCCGGAUACUACAGCGCUUGGUACAAUAUCGACAGGGCUCUGGACGAGAUGGCGGAGACAUGGUCGGACCAUGCGUUUGAACCGCAGCCGUUUCCGGGGAAUUUCGUGUUUAGGUUGGGGUGUGGGGUUAGGUGGUCGAAUUGGCAGCAGUGGGUUGGGUUGGAGUUUCCGAGGCCGAUGCUUACGAGGACGGGGCCUAAUUAUACGGGGAGGUAUGAUAUUUGGUUUUUGGGGCGGACGUGA
Alternaria metachromatica is the source of this 717-nucleotide messenger RNA. RefSeq lists its product as uncharacterized. Lineage: Eukaryota; Fungi; Ascomycota; Dothideomycetes; Pleosporales; Pleosporaceae. Bases 1 to 717 code for a protein of 238 amino acids. The record is from RefSeq and is a predicted model, not a curated record. The transcript has a single exon.